ACAAAAUGAAUGGUAUGCAAUUUAUUAAUUUAUACAUUUUUGUUUGAGAUUAUUUUUCAAGGUAAUAAAGUGCAUACAUUUUCUGGGAGUCAAGAUUUAUAUGAUGUUCUUGUUUGCAUCUGAGAAAUCUGAAGAAAUUCUCAAGAUAACUGUAAUCUGUAUUUUAGCAGGAAUUUGGAUACUUGGUUUGAACUAUGUCCUUGGAUGUCUCUGUUUUUAACAUUCUUUGACCUAAUUGAACGAUGUGGCAGAAGAAUAAACAAUUUGAUUAACUGAGGCGAACAGAAAAUAGUCGGCUGUUCUUGUUAUCGAUUGUGUUGGAUUAGAAUUAUUUUUGCAUUAUAGGGGGUGUAACUUUGAGUGAUAGGAUGGAUAGAUAAAAAUAAUUCAAGCUAAGUCUCCCAUUGCUUUGAUGGAUUGGAUUAAUUUUGAACUCAUUUGACCAUCUUAUCCUUCAUAUACUCAAUCUCAUGUUUUAUCAAUCUAUUCUAUUACUCAAAUUAAACGCCCUGUAAUCAGACUUUGGAUUGUAUGGUGUUGCAGAUUAUUGAUUAGUAGAAGCAUAAAUAUGGAAGAGAAAAGUAGAAAAAGAGUAGAAGGAUUGGAUGAAUUGCCACCACCAGCAUAUUCAGUUGUUGCAGUGGCUAUAAGUGGAAGUAGAAAAACCAAACAUGUAAUCAGCUGGGCACUGGAUAAAUUUGUUCCAGAAGGAUUGGUUUACUUUAAGUUGCUGCAUGUCCGCCCUCUUGUAUCGAGUAUCCCAACACCAAUGGGUAAUUUUAUUCCAAUUUCUCAAGUUCGAGAUGAUGUAGCAGCUGCGUAUAAGAAGGAAAUGGAGUGGCAAACGGCUGAAAAGCUUCUUCCUUGCAAAAAAAUGUGUAGUCAAAGAAAGGUGCAAGUGGAAAUUGUACAGAUAGAGUCAGAUGAUGUUGUAACUGCAAUAUCUGGGGAAAUUCAGAAGCAUAAGAUCAAUAAACUUGUUAUUGGUGCUUCAUCUCGCAGUAUUUUUUCAAGGGCACGCACAUUGUCAUCAAAAAUAUCAGAAUGCUGUCCAACCUUUUGCACUGUAUAUGCUGUUUCCAAAGGAAAAUUAUCAUCACUUCGGCCGUCAGAUUCAGAAACAAACCAAAGCUUUAGAGAUGACAGUAGCGACACGAGUUCCGAUAAUUCUUCAAGCAUUAGUUCGAGCUCACAAACAGAUAUUGGACGGGACCAAGGGUCAUUUGCACAUUUCCGUUCUGCUUCACUGCCCAUGCAGCGUUUUCAAGCUCUAUCCACCAUUAAUCUGACUCUUCUUCAUAAAAGAAUGCCUUCAAGCGGAGUCAUGGAUCCUAGAAAUCUUUGUCUGGAUGCUGACGCAAGUAACAGGGAAAACAUUUUCUCUGGUGGUUUUGAUGUCAAGGUAAAAGCUUGUCAGGCCCCCUCCAGCUUCACAAGCUCAGUGGCGGAGAAUAAUUUAUUGUACCAUACAUCGACUUCUGAGGCCUCUACCAAGGAUCAGGAUGAUGUCAAUUUUGAGCUAGAAAAAUUGAGAAUCGAACUCAGACAUAUACGAGGAAUGUAUGCAAUGGCCCAAGGCGAGGCAAUUGAUGCUUCAAGAAAGUUAAAUGAACUUCAGAAACGUCAUCUAGAGGAGGAGAUUAAUCUCAGAAUGAUAAGUUUAAAGGAGGAAGAAGCCAAAGAGUUGGCCAGACUGGAGAAAAAGAGAUACGAAGAUGCUUCAAGAGAAGCUGAACUUGUCAAGGACUGUGCUAAAAGAGAAGCAGUGGAAAGAAAAGAAGCAGAGAUCCGAGUUUCUCGUCAAACCAAAGAAAAAGAAAAUCUUGAAAGCAUCUUGAAUGGCCAUUUCUAUCAGUACCGUCAGUUUACAUGGGAAGAAAUUAUAUCUGCAACGUCAUCAUUUUCUGAGGAUCUUAAAAUUGGAACGGGUGCAUAUGGAACUGUAUAUAAAUGCAGUUUUCAGCAUACAACUGCUGCUGUGAAAGUUCUCCAUGAUAAGGAAGGAAGCAGAGUAAAACAAUUUGAACAAGAGCUGAAAAUAUUGAGCAAAAUUCGCCAUCCGCACUUGCUGAUUCUUUUGGGUGCAUGCCCUGACCAAAGUUGCUUGGUAUACGAGUUCAUGGAGAAUGGUAGCCUUGAAGAUAGACUGUUCAGGAGAAACAAUACUCCUCCUGUUUUAUGGUUUGAUCGCGUCCGGAUUGCCUGGGAAGUAGCUUCAGCUCUUGUCUUCCUUCAUAAUUCGAAGCCCAGAGCAAUCAUACAUCGUGAUCUAAAGCCAGCAAACAUAUUGCUUGAUCGUAAUUAUGUGAGUAAAAUUGGAGAUGUUGGACUUUCAACUGUGGUUAGCGAAGAUUCUCUUCUAUUAUCCACAGCAUACAAGGACACAGCUCCAGUGGGUACAUUGUGCUAUAUCGACCCUGAGUAUCAAAGAACAGGAGUAGUCUGCCCUAAGUCGGAUGUUUAUGCCUUUGGGAUGGUUCUUUUGCAAUUGCUGACAGCAAAACCAGCAAUCGCCCUCGCUCACAAAGUGGAGAGUGCAGUGGGUGAAGAUCGAUUGUUGGAGUUACUAGACACAGAAUGUGGUGCAUGGCCCAUUGAAGAAGCAAAGGAUUUAGCUCUCAUUGCAUUGAAAUGCACUGAACUUAGACGAAGGGAUAGACCUGAUUUAGAAGAUGAAGUUCUUCCCGCUUUGGAGAAAUUGAAAGAUGUUGCUGAGAGAGCUCGAGAUACGGCAUUAGUUUCUGCACCACCACCUCCUAAACACUUUACAUGUCCCAUUCUCAGAGAAGUGAUGACUGAUCCUUGUGUUGCUGCGGAUGGCUAUACAUAUGACAGAAUGGCGAUUGAGGCGUGGCUUCUGGAGAAAGAUACGUCUCCUAUAACUGAAUUACCAUUGCCUCACAAGCACCUAAUUCCCAACUUCGCCCUUCUUUCUGCGAUUAUGGAAUGGAAAGCUAGGAAGCAAACAUAAUCCUGUUCAUUUUAUGAGUUCUGUGAAUGUGUUUUUAUAGGUUUAGAUGCUGAGUGUGAAGCAAACAGUGUAGGGAUAGAACAAACAGUCCCUUUUACGCAUGAGCAGGAAAAUGAAAAUGUAUUUUUCUAGAGUAUAUACAUAUAUGUGAAUGAUAUAGCGUGAACUUCAAGUGUAAAUAUGGAAUUGCAUAGCAAUUGGCUUAUAAUCUGAACCUAUAUUUGGUCUCUCAAA
Molecule: messenger RNA, 3205 nt
Organism: Salvia miltiorrhiza (redroot sage)
Lineage: Eukaryota; Viridiplantae; Streptophyta; Magnoliopsida; Lamiales; Lamiaceae
Product: U-box domain-containing protein 35-like
Biological process (GO): protein ubiquitination; protein phosphorylation
Molecular function (GO): protein kinase activity; ubiquitin-protein transferase activity; ATP binding
Source: RefSeq, a predicted model, not a curated record